UCGGCCCGUCACCCAACCGGAACGACGGCGACGGCGACCAUGGAGGCGCCCGCCGGCGGCGAAGGGGUGUCGUCGAGGGGAAAGGAGGCCAUGGAGGGCGACGCUGCUCCUGCUCCUGCAGCUGCAGCUGCUGGUUCGGCGGCGGCCCGCGAGGGGGAGGGGGAGGAGGAGGAGGGCGUGCUGUGCGGCGUCUGCCUGACGGACGCGCGGCGGGCGGUGCGCGGGGAGCUCGACUGCUGCGACCACCACUUCUGCUUCGUCUGCAUCAUGGCGUGGGCGCGGGUCGAGUCGCGCUGCCCCUUCUGCAAGGCCCGCUUCCGCGCCAUCCGCCGCCCACCCGUCCCCGGCCGCUUCCCCUCCGAGCGCCUCGUCGCCGUCGCCGAGCGCAACCAGGUGUGCAAUUCUUCGGGCAACACUGUAGAUGCUGAUCUUUAUGCAAACACCAGCUGCACCAUGUGUAACCUCUCCAAUGAUGAUGACCUGAUGCUGUUAUGUGAGCUCUGUGACUCUGCCGUGCACACUUACUGUGUUGGCCUAGGCACUGACAUUCCUGAUGGUGACUGGUUCUGUAAGGACUGCACAACAGCCAAGGAGGAGCAUUUGAGGUGUCAGAUUGACGAUGACAAUUCUAGUGAUCAGGGUGAAUUUAAAAUCACCAUUGAAGCUCCAAUAGCUGAUCCAGUUGCUGCUCCUUCCAUUUCGGAUAUCGUGGAUGAGGGUUACCCUCCGAGUUUAGUUCAAAGGACAAGUGUGCAGAAUACUACGCCUUCUAUUUCUUACCCAAUUCCCUCUAUUUAUGAUAUUGUGGAUGAUGAUUACUCCACAAUUCUAAUAGGCAGGAUCAAUGCAAGGAGCAGUAGGCUGGACAGAAGGGCUGAGGAUAUGCCAUCACAGAGUAUUCCAGUUGAAUCUCAAUGUCCUGAAUCCUGUAAGGACCGAGAUAAUGGUCGAGUAUCGUCACAUGAUCAUUCUCGCUUGGAACCUGAGGGAGCUAGAACACUGCGUAAUUCCCGCAAGCUUAGUAGCCGUAUAAUGGAAUUGCGUGAGAACUGGUCUGCUCUCCGUGCAGGUUCCAUUGGGUUUACCACACAUAUACACAAUAGAAGGGGAAACGUUACUCGAACCAUUUCUAAUACAGAGCAUCGGCGAUGUGCAACGACAAUCAACAAUAGCCAAAAUAGUGUUGGUACUUCUGAUAUGGAGGAACGUCAUCUGUCCUCAACAGCCUUCACAGAGGUGGCCACUUCCUCAUCUCGCUGUGCUAACAAAAUUCCACAUAAGGAUGGUUCUGAUGUCCGUAAGGCAUGGAAAAUGCUAGAAAUAGCAAGAUUGCCGGGUGGGAAGAAGAAACCUAACAAACCUUCCUCCCUUAACUGCAGUGUUCCAUUCUCCAUGGGUAAUAAGUCAACUUCAUACAGCCCAAUCGAUACAAUUUUAGGACAUAAGAACAACAAACUGUAUGAUGACAUAACUCAGAAGAACAAUGCAGAAUAUAAUCGUAGUACAAACAUGGAAAAUAGACUGCCAACAGUGAAUUUUGGAAAAGGCCAUAAAAUGCAAAAGGAAUUCCAUGCAUCGGCUCAUGGAAGAAUACCUUCUACAAGUAUGAAUGAUAAAGUUGCCUCAUCAAGUAAUAGCGAUAAUGCAGAUCAAAUGCUUGAAUCUUCAUGUGACAUAAGCAGACCGGAGAAAUCCAAAUCAGGUAUAUCCUGUCCGUUUACGUUUAGUUCAUUGUCUGACCAGUCCAUGGUGACCUCAUCACUACAACUAAGACCUGGACCAAGAAGCCAAUCUACAGAGAUGAUAAGCCCUCAGGAACCAUCAGGCACGGUGACAUCCAUUAAUAUUGGUACCGCUGGAGCAAAGGGCGAAGUUAGAAAUUCUGGACCAGAUCGUCAUAAGCUUAAGAGAAAACUUGGUUCCGAAACACAUGAUGAUCAGGGAUCAAAGAGAUCUAGAUCAAGUUGGAAAAUAAGAAAAUGUGAUAUUUCAUUUUUGGCUAUUCGCGAGUUGAAGCUGCUCAAUAUAGACAAAACUUAUGGUUCUGACACUUUCAAGGAAGUUGCUCGAGCAGCAACACAUACUGUGUUGGCCUCCUGUGGAUUGGAACAUUCAUCAUCGGUAGCUCUCGCAGUCCCAAGACCGGUUUGCAAGCACACCUGCAGAACUGAACCUCACCAAUCUCCAGCGCUGACCAGUUUUUGCAGAGAAUGCUUGUGUAAUUUUGUAAAAGAAGUCAUUGGUUUAUUGCUGUCUGUCAGGAAGAUGGACCAAACUGCUUCCUCGUGUUAGGUUCAGAAUUUAGGCACAGCUGUUGUUUUCUUUACUGUAAUUACUUAAUGUGAAUAUCCUGCAGCAGAAAGUGUAGAUAGUGUAGACAUGUUGUACAUUCUAUACCAUGUUAAGGUUACCUUGCAAUGCAGUUUUUUU
Molecule: messenger RNA, 2430 nt
Organism: Oryza brachyantha (malo sina)
Lineage: Eukaryota; Viridiplantae; Streptophyta; Magnoliopsida; Poales; Poaceae
Exons: 3
Coding region: 40-2292 (750 amino acids)
Molecular function (GO): metal ion binding
Source: RefSeq, a predicted model, not a curated record